Molecule: messenger RNA, 1265 nt
Organism: Theileria parva strain Muguga
Lineage: Eukaryota; Apicomplexa; Aconoidasida; Piroplasmida; Theileriidae
Gene: PDCD2
Product: C-terminal putative domain protein
Exons: 3
Coding region: 131-1249 (372 amino acids)
Cellular component (GO): cytoplasm
Source: RefSeq, a predicted model, not a curated record
UUUAAAUUAAAUUGAGUAUUUUCUUGAUUUUACUGAGAGAUUUAUGACAUUUUGAAAAUAAUCGCAAAUAUGGAAUUUUUUACAAUUAUCUAUUAAAAUAUCGAAAUACAAAUAAUUAAACAUGUAAAUUAUGGACGGUGUGGAUGAGGAAGUUGUAGAAUUAUUCGCAACCCUGUCAAAAGCUGAGCCAUGGAGGUUACAGCGCCAGUAUUUCCCGAGUAAAUUCGGAGGAUUGCCAGCAUGGCUUGACCCAGUUCAUCUUCCAAAGGAAUCUGAGUUAAAGUGUGAGAAAUGUCAGAGUAUAAUGACGUUUUUUCUACAAAUUUAUGCUCCAGAUGAUUUGUGUGAGGAAAACGACUCAUUUCACAGGACGGUUUAUCUGUUUGUUUGCCAGCCUUGUGGUAAUCAGUGGAAAGCUUUUAGAUCUCAGUUGGCUAGAAAGAACGAUUUUUACGAUUUUCAUCCAUCAGAAGAUAACAUUAUGUUCCCAGACUCUGAAAUGGGAAAAAGGUGCUGCUUAGCUUGCGGACUACCAAGCGAUAAUCCUUCAAAAGAGCCUAUUCACUUGAAUAAUUCUAAAAUUCAACUGGUUGAUACACAAGAUGUUAGAGAGUUACACGAACGUUGUAAAAUAGCAGUGAAACACCAGACUCUUUGUUGUACAUUUGAUGAGUGGAUUCUUAAUAUUUGUGAAGGCGAGAUUCCCUUAUCAGAUAAUUAUUUAUCGCACGAAAAGGAGCUUUAUAACCGAUAUUUAAAAGAGAAGAAGCUAAACGGAGAGAUGAUGGAUGAGAGUGAGGAACAGGCAUUUGAAUCUAUACAGGAAGAAAACAUGUACAACGACGAGUCAUUUCUAAAAUUUUCAAAAAAGACAACUCCGAAUGAAGUUUUGUAUUACUCGAGGGAAGGAGAGCCACUUUGGAUAAGCGAUAAAACUCCAAGACCAGUCAUUAUUAAAAGUAAUCAUUCAUCAGAAGGAUCCAUAGAUGGAAUGCCCAAUAAUCAAACACCAAUAGAAAGUGAUUUAAAUGUAGUAAAUUUAUGUGAAAACUGUGGAAGCGACAGAUCAUUUGAAUUUCAAGUGUUGCCCCAAUUACUCCACUACAUAAAGUCGGAUCGAGUUGAUUUUGGGAGCUUAUCAGUUUACACAUGUUCAAAAUCAUGUAAAAUAGGAAAUAAAUACCAGAGAGAAGUGGUAAUUUUAGAAAGGGACUAUUCUUUGGUCCCAAAACCACAAAAUGUUAAAUAAUAUAUUUUUUAAACUA